AUGAGGAGAGACUCCAAGGCAAUAGAGCUAGGAGCUUGGGAGGAAUCUUUGAAGAGCAAGGCGCGUGCGAUAGCUGAAGAAUUUCCAAUCGCCGAUGUGAGAGUCACAGUGCUACCGCCGCCCAGAAGGAAGCUUCCCAUUGUUCGCUGCCUGGCAGAUGUGGAUUUUCUGGUAGAGGUAGCUGGGUCCGUGAUGGACCCUCCUGCAUGCGCGCACUGCGAGGCCCACUUAUUCUCCCGCGUGAUCUCCCUCUUCCCGCCGCCCUCCCUGGGCUUUGACGAGCUCAUUGACUGCCUCGAGUUUCCAGCGCGCCUGCGCAGGCCCUUGAACCUGCACAUGCUGCUGAGACGAGCCGAGCACAUGCUGCUGAGACGAGCCGAGCAGGUGCCCGUGUAUUUCCUCGUUCACAUGGCCAUCUGGUGCGCCCAUCCUCUUCUGGAAAAGAGUGAGUUUAUGGGGCGUGGCGUUGCAGCAGGGCAGGGAGUGCAGUCGGGUGCGAGCGAGGGCGGUGGGAAGGAAGGACGAGAAGGUGGAAGGGUGGAGGUGCAAGGCCACUGGGACGGUGAGGAGGGUCAGGAGAACGGUGGAGAGGUGUGGGAGGAGGUUCGGAUGUGGUAUUCCGCAGUGAUGGCUGAGUGGAGCGUGGGUCUGCCAAUGGUAGCAACAGCAGUGGCAGCAGCAGCAGCAGCGGCAGCAGCAGCGGCAGCAGCAGCGGCAGCAGCAGCAGCAGCAGCAGCAGCAGCAGCAGCAGCAGCAGCAGCAGCAGCAGCAGCAGCAGCAGCAGCAGCAGCAGCAGCAGCAGCAGCAGCAGCAGCAGCAGCAGCAGCAGUGUUUCGAGGGGUGGUAGCAGCAGCAGCAGUAGCUCUAGCAAGGGGAAGGGGAAAAAGGGGGACGAGCCGGCUCAUCUGA
This is a messenger RNA of Closterium sp. Yama58-4, 909 nucleotides long. The record is from the annotation of a GenBank genome assembly. Lineage: Eukaryota; Viridiplantae; Streptophyta; Zygnematophyceae; Desmidiales; Closteriaceae.